This is a messenger RNA of Nannizzia gypsea CBS 118893, 1509 nucleotides long. RefSeq names its product ribose-phosphate pyrophosphokinase 1. Gene Ontology annotation, molecular function: magnesium ion binding; ribose phosphate diphosphokinase activity. The coding region runs from base 1 to 1509 and encodes 502 amino acids. Gene Ontology annotation, cellular component: cytoplasm; ribose phosphate diphosphokinase complex. The record is from RefSeq and is a predicted model, not a curated record. The transcript has 4 exons. Lineage: Eukaryota; Fungi; Ascomycota; Eurotiomycetes; Onygenales; Arthrodermataceae. Gene Ontology annotation, biological process: purine nucleotide biosynthetic process; 5-phosphoribose 1-diphosphate biosynthetic process; ribonucleoside monophosphate biosynthetic process.
AUGAGAGGCGUUCUAGUCUUUUCGGGGACCUCGCAUCCCACCCUGACUGAGGCGAUAUGCGACAGACUGGGGACUUUACCAGCUCCGUGUGAGCUGCGGAAAUUCAGCAAUGGCGAAACCAGCGUCAAUAUCGGGGCCUCCGUUCGGAAUCAGGACGUUUAUAUUGUACAGAGUGGGAGUAGGAAGAUCAAUGAUAGCGUAAUGGAGCUGUUGAUCAUGAUAUCCGCCUGCAAGGGAGGUUCGGCGAAAUCUAUAACAGCUGUUAUGCCAUAUUUCCCAUACUCGCGGCAAUCGAAGAAGAAAAGCCAUAGAGGAGCCAUUACAGCUCGGAUGCUAGCCAAUCUGCUCUCUGUGGCCGGUGUUGACCAUGUUGUUACCGUGGAUCUACAUGCCUCUCAAAUGCAAGGUUUCUUCGGCAAACCUGUCGAUAACCUCUUUGCUGAACCCUUAAUUGCGCGAUGGAUCCGAAUGAAUGUUCCCCAGUGGAAUGAGGCGGUAGUAGUCACCAAAAACGCCGGAGGGAGCAAGAGGGUGACCUCUUUGGCUGAUGCGCUGAAACUCAACUUUGGAAUCGUCACUACUGAUAGGAGACGACAGAGGCAAGCAAAAGCCGGAAAUAUGACCGAUAGUGCCAUCUUCUUCGAUUCUGUUGAACAAGGCUUCACGACUAGCCAUGAUGGCGAACAAAAGUUUGACCGCACAUCAAACCCAAACAUCCGUCGUUCAUUUGCCUCUGCUACAGCUGAAAGCGGUGUCCUCACGCCCCGCAACAGCACUUCCGACUCCUCUGCUAAUCCAGCACAAGAGUCGGAGUCUUAUAGAACGCCACACCCAGAUAGCAUGCUAGCCCCGUCUACUCUCGCUGACGGAUUUUCUUCAGAAUACACCGAUGAGCGAGCUCGGGAAGUUAUCACCGGCCGUCUGGUUCAGGGGCACCUUGUUGAUGAUGACUACCCGUCCCCAGAGACGGCAUCUACCUCUGCAUCCGCUUCCAACCACGGAGCCGACACGUAUGAGGGAUCAAUCCCAGAUCCGAUGAGCAUGUCCGCCGUGUCGAACGUCUCAGGCUACCAACCUGGACAUGCUCUAGGCGGCUCAUUCGACGCUGCUGCAUCUUCUGAUGAGGAAGAUGCUGUUUGCCCACAGCGAUCCGGUCACGAACGGAUGAUUACCCUUGUUGGAGACGUGAAGGAUAAAACCGUCUUCAUUGUCGAUGACAUGAUUGACCGGGCAUCUAGCUGGAUUGCGGCCGCAGAGACAGUCGUCAAGAAAGGUGGCGCCAAAAAGGUGUACUGCAUCGCAACUCACGGUAUCUUCGGGGAUGAUUCUAUGGAACAAAUGGAAAAUUGCCCCAGUAUCGAUUAUGUCGUUGUGACCAACUCAUUCCCUCUUCCCAUAGAGAAAGUGAGGCUCAUGAAGAAACUGGUCGUGCUGGAUCUUUCUGCUCUCCUCUCUGAAAGUAUCAGAAGACAUCACAAUGGGGAAAGGUUAGCAGCCUUGGUUCCAUAA